AUUUUUAAGCCACCCAGCCCCUUGUCUAACCCCGCAACCCCACCCCUCGCACCCACCCCCGUAUAUUUCUCUCUAUGCAAAAGAGAAAAAAUAGUCUCACAUUUUUCCUCUAUUUUGCCCCUCUCUUUCUUCGAAUUCAACCCACUCCCAACUCCAUGAAGCAUACUCUAUAGCAAUAAUUGACGGAUAAGGGGCAGCAGAGUGUUGACAGAAAACUACGAAGAAGAAAGAUAACAAUCAAACUCAUUGGUUUUCUGAAUUAGGUACCUCUUUGUAUAUUUGUGUAAGGAAUUCUUGAAGGACUCUUCUCGGUAUUAUAUAUUUCUCGACGAGUUGGUGUUUCAUUGCAAUAUAUGAUGGAUUCAUUUGAAGUGAAUGGAGAUCCCAUGGAUGGUGUGUCUGCAGAUCAAUUGCUUUCUUUUGAGUCUUCUGAUAUGAGUGGUGUUCUUGGAGAGCCAGAGAUACCUACUCGAAUUGGGAACCAGUAUCAGGUUGAAAUUCCACCUCUGCAGAGAGACUGCACUUUAUAUAAUAAAAUGCUAGCUGACCAGGAGACCAGAGCUGAUAUUUCCUGGGAUUUCAUGGUGGGAUUACCCAUACCACUAGUGUGGGUCAAUCAGGAAGGUGGAAGCAUGAAAAAUGAAAAGUUAGAUCUGGUUCAUUCAAUAAAUGCAGCCAAUGAUAGUGUAACCUCAGAACCUGAAAGUGCUAGAAUAACCAGCAUGCAGUCAGAAACAGACAAUAUCACUGUAAAAAAUGAGCCAUCAGACACAAUCUUGCUCAAUAAGGUGACACUAGGAGAAUCAGCAGAGCUGUCUUCUGAAAAGAAACUACAAGAAAUUAGAGGCCUGCAAUAUUGUUUAGUCCCUGGCAUUGUCCUAGAUUCUUGGACUGUUACUGAAAAAGCAAGUUUAGUUCUAGGUCUGUACAUCUUUGAGAAGAAUUUUGUUCAUGUUAAGAGGUUUGUUGAAACUAAAGGGACUGGUGACAUCUUAUCAUUUUAUUAUGGGGAGUUUUAUGGAUCCCCUGAGUACCGUAGAUGGUCAGAAUGUCGAAAAGUGAGAAGCAGAAAGAGUGUGUGUGGUCAAAAGCUGUUCACUGGAUUGAGGCAACAGGAGCUGAUGUCUCGUCUACUUCCCCGCAUCUCAGAAGAAACCCAAAAGGCUUUGGCGGAGGUCAAUAAGGCAUUUGGGGAAGGAAAGAUACUGUUGGAAGAGUAUGUCUUCUCUUUAAUGGCUAUGAUUGGGGUAAGCAUGCUCAUUGAAGCAGUUGGCAUUGGCAAAGGUAAAUAUGAUCUUACAUGUAUGACCUUGGAACCUUCAAGGUCCAAUUAUGCUGUACGCUCAGAAGUCCCGGUUGGCAAAGCAUGCGCUACUCUUACAACUGACGAAGUAAUUAAGUUUCUAACUGGAGAUUACCGACUUAGUAAAGCUCGGUCCAAUGAUAUAUUCUGGGAAGCUGUUUGGCCCCGACUAUUAGCAAGAGGUUGGCACUCACUGAAGCCUAAAAACUUGAAUUAUGCUGCUAAUCCCAAGAAUCCAUAUGUUUUUCUGUUGCCUGAUGUUAAGAAGUUCUCUAGGAAAUUAGUCAAAGGGAACCACUAUUUUGAUUCUGUUACAGAUGUAUUGGGUAAAGUUGCUUCAGAUCCUAAGCUUCUAGAGCUUAAUGCUGAAGGUGAAUGUACAGAUGAAAUAAAGUUAGAACAUGAUGAUCUUCCAACAAGACAACGUCCUUGUUAUCUGCAACCUAGAACUCCUAACCGACAUAUGGAUGUUAUGAAAUUUACAGUUGUAGAUACAAGUCUCUCUGAUGGUAAACCCUAUAAAUUGAGAGAGUUAAGAAGCCUUCCAGUGGAUAUCUCAAACAAAUUAUCUUCUGGAAACAAAGCUGAAGAGAGUGAAGAGGAGUCUACUGAUGAAUCAGACUCUGUUGGUACUUCUGUGGUUAAUGAAGCUGAAGAAAAUCAUAAUAAUUCCUUGAAGAUUAUCUCCAAUGGAGAAAUGCACUCUGAUGAGAAAGGUUACAAAAUCAGUGUAUCAAGCCAGAAGUUUCAGGAAGCUUCAAAUGAGGGCAUUCCUGUAUCUGAUCCUGCUUCUUCUACUGUUCCUGUGAUUGAUUCAAAGAAAACCAAAAACAUUUGUAAAGACAAGAAGCCAAGAAAAGUGGUAAAAUCCCACUCGUUUAAGAGAUUGAAAGAAAACAAUGAAGACUUUGUAGCUCCCAUUGCCAAGCGGCGUAGGAGACUAACGGCUUGCAGUCGUGGAAGUAGCAUGGUAAAUUCUUUGAUGGUUCCAGGAAUGGAACAAGAGAUGCGCCACACCUCUAGCAGCAAUGACCUAUCUCCGAACAACAUUCCAAUAGCUUCGUCUGAGGAUAAGGUGUCAUCAAGCAACUCGUCAAAGAGCAGUCCUUCUCAAAGUGCUGAAUGUGCUUCUGCUGAUGGUCAUGGCUUGAAGCUUCCUGAUGCGGAACGUAAAACUAGGACAAUGAUUGACCUCAAUGAACCUCAGGUCCCCCCUGAUUCAGAAUUUGAAAUUCUGAUGCCAGCAUUGAUGGAAGACAAAAGUGGUAACAUGAAGAGUCCUGAUGAUGUUUCUGGUGAGUUGAAGACAUUAACACAUAGUGCUAGUAUGGAACAGCAGCAACCUAGCUUGAACUCACGUAGGCAUAGCACUAGAAAUCGGCCUCCAACCACAAGAGUACUUGAAGCUCUGGCAAAUGGUUUCUUGACUGUGAAUACACGGCAAAAGAGUAAAGAAGGGGGUUCAAAAAGGAAGUCAACAUCCAGGAGUUCGCGACAAACCCCUGAUGGUACUAGGGUUACCGACUUUAGCAAUAGCGCAGUGGUUUCCCAAAUGGAAGAAGAUAAAGAUGCUGUGUCUACUGGGGGUGAUAGCAACAUGUUUGGAAAAAUUCAGCAUCCACCUGAGAGUGGGAUGGCAAUUGCAGGAUUUCACUGCCAGUUGAGUCACCAGAAUGGUCUGUAAAAGAUAAAAGCUGACCAGUAAAAUAUGUACAUGCAGCCGAGGAAUUGUGGAUACUGAAUAAUAGCACAAGAGAAAUACUGUUGUUGAGAUUCAAAAGAAGAGGCUUUUCAUUCAUUUGAUUGCAGUGGCAGGAAGGAGCAAAGAUUAUUCUCAGCAAAACCUUUUGUUUUUGAACUAGUGAUCAUGUCUAGUGAUGAUGUGAUUAGUGUUGUCUCCUUAGUUGAGAUUGUAGAUAGCUUAUAUUCAGUCGAUAGGCCAUUAAAACUCCCUCCCCACCCCCUCACCCCCCCACACCAACUUCGUUAUCCUGCAUAUCGUUCCUUUGUUUUGUUUUUCGUAAUCUUUUACUAAUAAACUGUCGAACAGAGCAGCAAAGCAUCUCUUAGUGUGUACAAGGAGCUUGGUUUGUUAGUAUGGCUUGUACCUGCUACUUAUAUCCAUCUCCAACAGGUAACAUAAUGAGUUGCUUUGGAAUUUCUCUUUUUUCUUUUGGAUUCAGGAGUUUCUUCAUUCAUAAAACUAGUUGUCUGUACAUUAAUGGACGGAGAAAAGAAAAGGCAAAUACUAUCUCAUAUUAACAACACAUUUGAUGCC
Molecule: messenger RNA, 3581 nt
Organism: Capsicum annuum
Lineage: Eukaryota; Viridiplantae; Streptophyta; Magnoliopsida; Solanales; Solanaceae
Exons: 5
Coding region: 354-2987 (877 amino acids)
Cellular component (GO): nucleus
Molecular function (GO): transcription corepressor activity
Source: RefSeq, a predicted model, not a curated record